This is a messenger RNA of Doryrhamphus excisus (bluestripe pipefish), 4504 nucleotides long. Lineage: Eukaryota; Metazoa; Chordata; Actinopteri; Syngnathiformes; Syngnathidae. The record is from RefSeq and is a predicted model, not a curated record.
AAUAAAAUUGCAUUAAGAAAGUUGAAAUAGUUGGAAAAUUAAGGAAAAACAGCAGAGCUGGGGAAAAAUAACAUUAAGUGUAAAUAAAAAGUGUUGUAAUAAUAAGAAAAAUAACAUCAUUUUAGUAGCAUAUCAUUUAAAUAAAUUUAAAUAAAUUAUUUAAAUAAAUUUAAAUAAAAGUAUGUUUUUUAGAUGUAAUAUUAGGAUAUAUAUUUUAGGUAUUUUAUAAAUAUGGAGAAUUGGGUUGGUUAAAAGUUACAAUAUUAUGAAAAAGUCAAAAUAUUAUGGGAAUAAAGUCAUAAUUUUGCAAAAAGAAAAUAAAAAAAUGUGGAAAAUAAAAAAAAGACAAAAAUACGGAAAAAAGAUAUAAAAGUUCUUAUCAUAUCCAUGACAAAUUGUCAAAGGCUUAAUGGCCUGCAAGGUCAUGUAGGAGAGUGUGACCCAGGAAGUAAAAGACGGAAACAGGAAGUUGACUCACAGAUGGCGGGAAAGUCAAUCCAUGCACCUCCCCACUCAUUCUUAGACAUUGACUGUGUAGCCAAGAUGGUGAAGAAUGAGGGUGGGUAGGCAUCUGCAACAUGAACACACUUUAGCACUAAAUGUGCAAAGUGUAAGCAUGGUGUGCAAACGGAAACACAGCCCAGACCACAUGGAGGACAUUGGACGUCAAAGCAGCAUGGCUGGAUGUUGCCUCAUCACACCUGGAUGGACCUCAUUCAGCACCAAAAAAACGGAUCCGAGAGAGCGUAGGAUGUCGUGGCUGCAGAAGGAAAGGACACAAAAAGGUCAGUGUGACACAACACUGGAGGAGGCAACACAAGCUCAGACACAAAAGUCAUUGAAUCUAUCACGACUGGACCCUUCAGGUUGGCUUGGACAUUUCAUCAUCUGAACAGAUCACCAUCAUCAUCAGAUGGAGAACAACUCCACUGUUCUUCCGCCACUUCCAAUUCGGGAUGAUUCAGCGUUUGUCCACUAGAGGGCGGCCCACUCAAAGCCUAAACAAACUGCAGGUUUGACCAACGAAAAGUUGUCCUAAUGGGAAAGUGGACCAGCAGAGGAUGAGGAAGAUGAAGAGAAGGAGGAGGAGAACGGGUCCGAUGGAGAUCCACGCAGAACCUUGAGCCCAUGGAGACAUGGCACAGCGGUUCCUGUCGUCCGCCUUCAUGCUGACUGUGUCUCUGUCCUGCACCUACCUGUGCUACAGCAUCAUAUUCGGCCGCACGGCCGUCAUGACGGGUCGCUCAUACGAGAGGAACCGAUGCCCGCCGAUCAGGCAAGCAGGCGGGAAGAAACUUCUCGCUCAGUCGGACCAGUGCGCUUGGCUGGGGGCGCGCACCUCCGCAGCCCGGCCCGAUUCUCCUCCUCUUUCUCCUCUUUCUCCUGUCCGCUGGGGCGACGCGAAGGCUAAAAACUCCAGUUCGGCGCAGAAAUUCGGGAAUAAGAAGCUUCCCAGCGCCUUGAUAGUUGGCGUGAAGAAAGGAGGAACCAGGGCGGUGCUGGAGUUCAUCAGGAUCCACCCGGACGUCCGCGCACUCGGAACUGAGCCGCAUUUUUUCGACAGGAACUACGACAGAGGACUAGACUGGUACAGGGGCCUCAUGCCAAGAACUUUGGAUAGUCAAAUUACUCUGGAGAAGACUCCCAGCUACUUUGUCACCAGGGAAGCCCCUCGCCGUAUCUCCAGCAUGUCCCACCAGACCAAACUGAUCGUGGUGGUUCGAAACCCGGUCACGAGAGCCAUCUCGGACUACACGCAGACUCUUUCCAAGAAGCCCGACAUCCCAACAUUUGAGGAGUUAGCCUUCAAGAACCGGAGCCAGGGUCUGGUCGACACUUCCUGGAAUGCCAUCCGUAUCGGGAUGUAUAUCCUCCACCUGGAGAACUGGCUGCGCUACUUCCGUCUUUCCCAGAUGCACUUUGUGAGCGGCGAGCGGCUCAUCACGGACCCGGCCGGCGAAAUGGGUCGUGUUCAGGACUUUUUGGGAUUGAAGAGGAUCAUCUCGGAUAAGCACUUCUACUUUAACAGAACCAAAGGCUUCCCGUGCCUGAAGAAGCCGGAGAGCAGCGGCCAACCUCGAUGCCUGGGGAAGUCCAAGGGAAGGACUCACGUCCAGAUAGACCGGGAGGUCAUCGAACAGCUGCAGGACUUUUAUCGACCGUUCAAUGUCAAAUUCUUUGAAACUGUCGGACAAGACUUCAAGUGGGAUUGAAAGUGACAGGAUAUUCUAAAGUACUUUAUCUUCUGAGGACGUUUUAGCAGAAACACCAGAAUGCUUGACGCUAUCUACAAGCUUCGGAAUACCGAAUUACUAGUUUCCACCGUCUGGUUCAGUUUGGUAUUAUAUAAAUAUUCAGAAAUAUUGAAGGGUGCUAAAAUAAUAGUCAACUGAGACUCUUCAUUUGGCGUCUUGUGUUCGGUAUUGCGGUGGUUCAUUCUGUAGCCUGUUUGCGAUUGGGAACGGGAACGCAACUUGGACAAACUUGGCCUAAAAUACAUUGCCAGGGAUGUUUCCGAGAUUUUGAGUGAUGGGAUUAUUUGCUUUAAAAUUCUUAAUCACAUUAAUAAUAAUAGUAAUGACUAUGGACUAUGGACCGCGCUACAAUCAAAAGCCAGAAUCAGUUGUUAGCAUUUCAAAAUUAAUUUGGCGUCUUGUGUUUGGUAUUGCGGUGGUUCAUUCUGUAGCCUGUUUGCGAUUGGGAACGGGAACGCAACUUGGACAAACUUGGCCUGAAAUGCAUUGCCAGGGAUGUUUCCGAGAUUUUGAGUGAUGGGAUUAUUUGCUUUAAAAUUCUUAAUCACAUUAAUAAUAAUAGUAAUGACUAUGGACCGCGCUACAAUCAAAAGCCAGAAUCAGUUGUUAGCAUUUCAAAAUUAAUUUGGCGUCUUGUGUUUGGUAUUGCGGUGGUUCAUUCUGUAGCCUGUUUGCGAUUGGGAACGGGAACGCAACUUGGACAAACUUAGCCUGAAAUGCAUUGCCAGGGAUGUUUCCGAGAUUUUGAGUGAUGGGAUUAUUUGCUUUAAAAUUCUUAAUCACAUUAAUAAUAAUAGUAAUGACUAUGGACCGCGAUACAAUCAAAAGCCAGAAUCAGUCGUUAGCAUUUCAAAAAAUUCAUUUGGCGUCUUGUGUUCGGUAUUGCGGUGGUUCAUUCUGUAGCCUGUUUGCGAUUGGGAACGGGAACGCAACUUGGACAAACUUAGCCUGAAAUGCAUUGCCAGGGAUGUUUCCGAGAUUUUGAGUGAUGGGAUUAUUUGCUUUAAAAUUCUUAAUCACAUUAAUAAUACUAAUAAUGACUAUGGAUUAUGCGUCCAUUAGCGGUCAAUGUAAAAGAGGUACCGCAAUACAAUCAAAAGCCGAAUCAGUCGUUAGCAUUUCAAAAAAUUCAUUUGGCGUCUUGUGUUUGGUAUUGCAGUGGUUCAUUCUGUAGCCUGUUUGCGAUUGGGAACGGGAACGCAACUUGGACAAACUUAGCCUGAAAUGCAUUGCCAGGGAUGUUUUCGAGAUUUUGAGUGAUGGGAUUAUUUGCUUUAAAAUUCUUAAUCACAUUAAUAAUAAUAGUAAUGACUAUGGACUAUGGACCGCGAUACAAUCAAAAGCCAGAAUCAGUUGUUAGCAUUUCAAAAAAUUCAUUUGGCGUUAAUUGGCGUUAAACAUUAAUAAUAAUAAUAAUGACUAUGGAUUAAGCUGCGUCCAUUAGCGGUCAAUGUAAAAAAGAGGGACCGCAAUACUAUCAAAAGCCAAAUCAGUUUUUAGCAUUUCAAAAUGAUACCGUGCCGAACUGGACCAACUGGUGGAAACACGGAUGCUUAAACGCCAUUUAUUAAAAAAAAAAAAAAAAAAAAAAGAUUAAAUCCAAAGUGUCAUGAAUAAAUUAGCAGUCACGCAAUAUUAUUUUCAUUAAAGCCUCCUGUCAUUUCAGCAGCGUGAAUAUUCAUGGCCUGAGACUGCGUUUGUCAUUAUCACACUAAAAAUGCACCACUGGUUUUCUUGUUGGCGAGCGUACGACGACAACGACAGCCUGUCAAUUCUCCCGCCAUUAAAGUUGUUGAAAUGAUGCUUACACUGGAAGAAACACGAAUAAAUCUUUGCUGUUUACCCAACCUCGCGUUCUUCCGUUGAAGCCCGGAAUGUUCUUAUAUGAACACAUACUUUAUUUACUUUAUUUGCUCAUUUCAGUCUUUGGAUUUUAACUCAUUUUAAGAUGCGUAAUGUGGAUAUUGUCAAGGGAAAAUUACUGUUUAUUUUUAAUAUGUGUCACAGGUCAGAUUUCUGGGCAGUACUCUUAAUUUUAGCUGAUGUCUGACAUACUAUGAGUUUGGGAUCACUUGGAAAUGUAUUUGUUUUCCAAGGAAAAACUAAUUUUCAUCCAUUUCACAAACAAUUAAAAUGAAUCAGAUGAUUUUCAAAGAAGGAUGUACAUUUUUGCAUAGAGGCCGACUAUCAACAACUGUCAGUCUUCUGCAUCAAUUUCCUGGUAUUGCUGCUAAUCCGAGUUCAUUAUU